Molecule: messenger RNA, 766 nt
Organism: Anoplophora glabripennis (Asian longhorned beetle)
Lineage: Eukaryota; Metazoa; Arthropoda; Insecta; Coleoptera; Cerambycidae
Gene: mRpS26
Product: probable 28S ribosomal protein S26, mitochondrial
Exons: 1
Coding region: 68-724 (218 amino acids)
Cellular component (GO): mitochondrial small ribosomal subunit
Source: RefSeq, a predicted model, not a curated record
UCAGAAGUUAGUAACAUAACAGGAAAUUUUAGGUUAAGAUUAUUUUAAAUAAGGAAUAAAGUAAAAUAUGUUGCGGAUUACAAAUAAUUUUAGAAUUUUGAACUUAACAAAAGAGGUUCUUACUACAGAUUCAAACUUAAUAAAUUCACAAACAGUUCGAUGGCGAAAACCCAGGUGGGUACCGAUUGCAAAAAGCAAAAUUUUUAAAGUUCCUCCAAGACCUGUAGUACCGGAAGAUGAGGAAGUUGAGUUGAAGAGAUUGAGCAACAAUUACAAAACACAGAUUAAAUCCAUUCGAAGAUAUUUAUCUAAUACAUACUACAUAUUGGGUAAGACAGAAAUUGAUCCCGAAGAACAGAAAAGGCAGUUUGAAGAGGACUAUGCUCGUUCCAUGGAACUUAAUAAUAAGUGGAAUGAAGAACAAAAAAUAUUGCGAGAGAAAAGAGUAGCAGAAAACUUAGAAUAUGAACUAAAUUUUGCUCGAAAUAGAGUUCAACGUGAAAUACUGAAACGACAAGAGAAGCUUCAGUUAAUUGAGGAAAUUGUUCGUAAAGAGAAAGAAAAAUCAAAAAGUUAUAUUACUUCUGAAAAUAUAGACACUGCAAUAGAACAAGCUUUGGCCAAUCCAGUAGAUUAUAAUUUUGCUGUUAAUUUAAAUGGGGAGAAAGUAACCCACUUUGAACAUGAAAAGAAAACAGAAAAGAAAACCAGUGUUAUUCAAUAAAUAUAUAUGUAUUAUUUAAAUAAAUUUCAUUUCAAUUACGAA